AUGUUCACUGGGUCAACAGGACCGCUGGUCUAUCCCGCUGCGCAUGUGUAUGUUUACUGGGCCUUGUAUCAUAUUACGGAUAAGGGGAAGAAUAUCCUGCUUGCGCAGCGGAUCUUUGGGGUGCUGUAUUUGGCUACGAUUGCUGUAGCUAUGGCAUGUUAUAGACGGGCGAAGGCUCCCUUGUACAUAUUUCCGAUGCUCAUUUUAUCGAAACGUCUCCACAGCAUCUUCGUCCUCCGCCUCUUCAACGAUUGUUUCGCCGUCUUCUUCCUCUGGAUCGCCAUCUACACUUUCCAGCGCCGGUUAUGGACCCUUGGUUCUUUGGCAUACAGCUGGGGACUGGGUAUCAAGAUGUCUCUACUACUGUCGCUUCCAGCAAUUGGAGCUACGCUGUUUUUAGCCAGAGGUGUGCAAGCCAGCAUCAAGCAAGCAUGGUUAAUAGCGCAGGUACAAAUUAUCAUUGCCUUUCAAUUCAUGCCGACAAACGCAAUUGGAUAUUUCAGCAGAGCUUUCGAGUUCUCGAGGCAGUUCUUGUUUAAGUGGACGGUUAAUUGGAGGUUUGUGGGAGAAGAAAUAUUUUUGAGCAGGGAGUUUUCCACCACUCUACUAAUAGGACAUAUCAGCGCUCUGGUACUUUUCAUCACGACGAGAUGGUUAAGGCCUGCUGAAGAACCAAUUACGGAAAUGAUCAGGAAUGCAUUGAAGUGGGAAGAGCCUCUGGGGAAGAUGCAACAUGCCAUAUCUAUCCGGGUAUCUCCUAACUUCAUCCUCACAAACAUUUUGACGGCCAAUGCUAUUGGUAUGCUAUUUGCGCGGUCCCUCCACUACCAGUUCUAUGCCUACAUCGCACUAGCAACCCCGUUCCUCCUCUGGCGGAGUGGAUUGCAUCCAAUCUUUCAAUAUUCGUUGUGGAUAGCUCAGGAAUGGGCAUGGAAUGUUUAUCCCAGCACCAACAUCAGUUCGAUGGUUGUGGUUGGGGUGUUGUUUGUUACGGUGGCAAGUGUUUGGUACGGUACUCGCAAGGACUUUGUUAAUCCAAAGGGCGAGGGCGCGGCGAGUAAGACAUUCACUUGA
This is a messenger RNA of Lachnellula hyalina, 1074 nucleotides long. It is a transcript of the gene alg-3, whose product is annotated as Dol-P-Man:Man(5)GlcNAc(2)-PP-Dol alpha-1,3-mannosyltransferase. The transcript has 2 exons. NCBI's taxonomy places the organism in Eukaryota, Fungi, Ascomycota, Leotiomycetes, Helotiales, Lachnaceae. The coding region runs from base 1 to 1074 and encodes 357 amino acids. The record is from RefSeq and is a predicted model, not a curated record. Gene Ontology annotation, molecular function: dol-P-Man:Man(5)GlcNAc(2)-PP-Dol alpha-1,3-mannosyltransferase activity. Gene Ontology annotation, cellular component: endoplasmic reticulum.